Triplophysa rosa is the source of this 894-nucleotide messenger RNA. RefSeq names its product GTP cyclohydrolase 2 (gene gch2). Lineage: Eukaryota; Metazoa; Chordata; Actinopteri; Cypriniformes; Nemacheilidae. Gene Ontology annotation, cellular component: cytoplasm. Gene Ontology annotation, biological process: tetrahydrobiopterin biosynthetic process; tetrahydrofolate biosynthetic process. Gene Ontology annotation, molecular function: GTP binding; GTP cyclohydrolase I activity; zinc ion binding. Bases 139 to 858 code for a protein of 239 amino acids. The record is from RefSeq and is a predicted model, not a curated record. The transcript is spliced from 6 exons.
ACUCAACUACAUACGCAACAAGGCUAAUUCUACAAUAAAUACAAAACAACGCUGAAAUAUCAACGAGAAAAGACUUCUGAUUGUAUUGAAGACUUUAGUUUAUUUACUCUCUGUUAAAUUACUAUUAAAGUAGAUUCAAUGGAACACCAAAAAGCGACAGAAUUGAACAGUUUGUGCAAUGGCAAAAUUGUCACAGAGUAUCUCUGCCGUAAUGGCUUCAGCGAGCUGUCGGUCGAGUCGAAGAAAGUCGCUGUCCAGCACAAAAACGAGACGUCUCGGAAAGAGGCGGAGGACGAGUCGCGGUUACCGGCUAUAGAGGCGGCAUAUACCACCAUACUGCGAGGUCUUGGAGAAAACACUGACCGACAGGGUCUCCUCAAAACUCCGCUGCGAGCUGCCAAAGCCAUGCAGUUCCUGACCAAAGGGUAUCACGAAACCAUCUAUGAUAUCCUUAAUGGUGCCAUCUUUGAUGAGGACCAUGAGGAGAUGGUUAUCGUGAAAGAUAUUGACAUGUUUUCUCUUUGUGAACAUCACCUAGUACCAUUUUUUGGCAAGGUUCACAUAGGAUAUCUGCCAAGUAAAAAGGUUGUUGGCCUCAGUAAGCUUGCAAGAAUCGUUGAAAUCUACAGUCGCAGACUUCAAGUUCAAGAGCGCUUAACAAAGCAAAUUGCAAUGGCAAUCUCUGAAGCUCUGCAGCCUGUAGGCGUGGCCGUUGUCAUUGAGGCAGCUCACAUGUGCAUGGUCAUGCGUGGAGUGCAGAAGAUGAACAGCCGUACUGUGACCAGUGCCAUGCUGGGCUUGUUCAGGGAGGACCCAAAGACUCGAGAGGAGUUCCUGGCCCUGACCAAAAGUGCAUAGUAACCCUCACUUUGCUGCUCCGGCUCUAUUAGUGUG